AUGGUGUUCGGUGAUACCAUCGCCGUUGCACUCAUGACGGCUAGGAAUCUAACCAAGGAGGAGUAUGCAGCUAAUCAUCCUGCUGGUCGGAUCGGCAAGAGCUUGAUCUUCAAGAAAAAAGAGCUUUUUGUUUGUAAAAAAGGAAACUUGAUCAUGGAUGAGUUAGUGGAGCUAACCAGCAAAGGAUGUGGGUGCUUGCUUGUGGUUGAUCAUGAUCAUCGCUUGAUGGAGAUCUUCGCCGGACUCUUAAAGCAAGUGGAGAAGCUAUCUUCAAACUCAGUGUUGGAGAAAUGUGCAACAGCUUUGUUUGAAUUUAUAAAAAGGAAGCCGAGGAAAAUUGGACCGGAGACAAUGGCGGUUGAAGCUAUGAAGAAAAUGGAGUCAUCUCCAUCGCCUCUGGUCUCUGUUCACGAAGCUGCCUCUAUGUCCGAGUUAUACGCAUAA
Molecule: messenger RNA, 444 nt
Organism: Brassica napus (rape)
Lineage: Eukaryota; Viridiplantae; Streptophyta; Magnoliopsida; Brassicales; Brassicaceae
Product: probable arabinose 5-phosphate isomerase
Exons: 4
Coding region: 1-444 (147 amino acids)
Source: RefSeq, a predicted model, not a curated record